UUUACGAAGAAGCGUUCUUAUCAUGACUGGUCGUGGAAAGGGAGGAAAGGGUUUGGGAAAGGGAGGAGCGAAGAGGCAUAGGAAGGUUCUUCGUGAUAAUAUUCAAGGUAUCACCAAACCUGCAAUUAGACGAUUGGCAAGACGUGGUGGUGUGAAGAGAAUUUCUGGUUUAAUUUACGAAGAAACUCGAGGAGUACUUAAGGUAUUUCUGGAAAACGUCAUCCGUGAUGCUGUUACAUACACCGAACACGCGAAGAGGAAAACCGUAACUGCUAUGGAUGUGGUUUACGCUCUAAAGCGUCAAGGAAGAACACUCUACGGAUUUGGUGGUUAAAUUUUUUUGCUAUGGCGCAAAACAAAACGGCUCUUUUAAGAGCCACAAAAUGAAAA
Messenger RNA from Habropoda laboriosa, 390 nucleotides. RefSeq names its product histone H4. Lineage: Eukaryota; Metazoa; Arthropoda; Insecta; Hymenoptera; Apidae. Gene Ontology annotation, cellular component: nucleosome. Gene Ontology annotation, biological process: nucleosome assembly. The transcript has a single exon. The record is from RefSeq and is a predicted model, not a curated record. Bases 23 to 334 code for a protein of 103 amino acids. Gene Ontology annotation, molecular function: structural constituent of chromatin; DNA binding; protein heterodimerization activity.